Messenger RNA from Centruroides sculpturatus (bark scorpion), 1230 nucleotides. Its product is annotated as histone-lysine N-methyltransferase SETMAR-like. Gene Ontology annotation, molecular function: nucleic acid binding. The coding region runs from base 139 to 633 and encodes 164 amino acids. The transcript has a single exon. The record is from RefSeq and is a predicted model, not a curated record. Lineage: Eukaryota; Metazoa; Arthropoda; Arachnida; Scorpiones; Buthidae.
AGUGAUACAUAUCUCAUAAAAUAUUGAUGACACAAGUUCAGACUUGUGCUUAUUGGAAAAGUGACAUUCUGUACUAAAAAAAAUUCUUUUACAGUUUUUUGAUUGGUCAAUUCAGUUGUGAGUUAUAGGGUGUAAAAGAUGGAAGUUAACAAAGAGAAAAUUAGGUAUGUUUUACAAUUUUGCUUCAAUAAAGGCGAAAAUGCAAGCCAGGCAGCUGAAAUUGUGAAUGGUGUUUAUGGUCCUGAUACUGUCACAGCCAAUUAUGUGCAAUUUUGGUUUCGUCAGUUCCGUUCUGGUAAUUUCGAUGUUAAAGAUGCACCUCGCACAGGUAGGCCCGUUGUCGAAAAUGUCAAUAAAAUCAUGGAAAUGAUAGAAGUAGACUGGCACGUUAGCACUCGUAGCAUUGCCCAGGAGCUAAAGAUUGACCAUAAAACAGUUCUAAACCAUCUGAAUAAAGCUGGAUUCAAAAAGAAGCUUGAUGUUUGGGUGCCACAUGAAUUGACGGAAGAAAACAUUAUGGAUCGAAUUUCCAUCUGCGAAGCCUUGGCCAAACGGAACGAAAUCGACCCAUUUCUUAAACGGAUGGUGACUGGGGAUGAGAAAUGGGUUACAUAUGGCAAUAUUGUGCGAUAACGAUCGUGGUCAGUGUGGUGAAGCGGCUCAAACGGUGGCUAAACCAGGACUAACAGCCAGGAAGGUUUUGCUGUGCAUUUGGCGGGACUGGAAAGGAAUCAUCUACUAUGAGCUGCUUCCAUAUGGCCAAACACUAAAUUCGGACCUCUACUGUCAACAAUUGGACCGUUUGAAGCUAGCGAUUGAUCAGAAGCAGCCAGAAUUGGCUAACAGAAGAGGUGUUGUACUUCAUCACAACAACGCCAGGCCACACACAUCUAUAGUGACUCGCCAGAAAUUCCAGGAGCUUGGUUGGGAAGUUUUGAUGCAUCCACCUUAUAGUCCAGACCUGGCACCAAGCGAUUACCAUCUUUUUUUAUCAUUACAAAAUUUCCUCGGUGAUAAGAAAUUGGCAUCAAGAGAGGAUUGCGAAAAUCACUUAGUCAAGUUUUUCGCCAAUAGGGAGCAGGGCUUCUACGAGAGAGGAAUUAUGAAGUUACCUUUAAAAUGGCAACAAAUUAUAAAACAAAACGGUGCAUAUUUGAUCCAAGUCGAACAACCGAAACCAUGUUAAAUAAAGACUUGAAAUGAACGUAAAAAUAAUGGAUUUCUUUUUCC